UCUCGAAGACAGCGGCGCAAAAGUCACCCUCUUCGCCGAGCAUCGCUUCUUCGCCCUCGUUCCACCACGCUCGUCUCAUCGUCAACCCAAAUCUCGUCACACAACUUCGACCCCAAUGGCAGCCGCCGCUACCUCAUCUCCAUCGCCGCCCUCGCCGCAUCCCGUCUACUUCGUCCCUGUGGCCAUCGUACGCAGCGACAUCCUCGCUCUGGCCGCCCGCCUCCAUCAUACUCGAUGCCGUCCAUAGCGUCUGCUGUACCGCGCUUACCCUGGAUGGACUCCUCCGAUCCAUCCACCAUCUUCAUCUUGCUCACCCACCUGCCAGUACCGCCCAUCAUCUCACUACGGCUCAAUGCGUCACUCCCCGCAUGAUGCACGAGGGCAGAGGGGCUCGUUCAGUGGAGCAGCAGCGUCAUCCUCCCCAUCCACCAGACUCGCGGGGAUGACCCGCAUCCCAUCUUCCACUCAUCUACCCAUCAAGACGGAACUUCACCCUCUUUCCAGCCUUGUCAACCCCUCGCCGGCUAGGGCAGACCAACCAGGGCUUACUUGCCCUCGUCCCACCCAUCUGGCGCUGCUCAGCUUGCUCGGCCUCUUCACCUCAUACACCCUUGGCUACUCGCAUGUAGCAGAGCGCCGCCUCAUCCGCCAUUCACUCCCUCACUGCUCUCCUCGUCCAUCACGUAGGCUUCGAGUCGUCCCUCUCUGGCGUGGCAGGGAAUGGAUGGAGGGCUUGGUCGCGUCGUUGACCAUCUUCGCCCUCUCCAUACACACCACGUCAACAUCGAGCUGGCCCGCCAAGCUACGUCCGCGGGCCUGGGACAUUGCUGUCAGGCUUCCCGCUCUGCCAUUGGCAAGCAGCAGUCUGGCAGCGGUGCCCAUCCUGAGUGCCAUGCAGCUCCAACUUAUUGUGAACGAAGCAGGCCGCGCUGAUGCGACUUAUGCGGACCUCUGCAUCCUGGCUCGGCGCUGUGUGCGAUUAGAAAUGGUUGUGCGUGGCGAGCAGGUAGUCCAAUCUGGAAUCGAGACAGCGCUUGAGAGGACGAUCUCGAUGAGACAGCUCGCGGCAGGAGGCGGUUACGACGCGCCAGCCCUGCCUUAAAGUUAUCAUUCAUUGUCCUUCACGACGCUGCAGGCUGUGCUUGAGCUCCUUUCUUCGCUUGGCGCCCAUGGCCAUCUACCUUG
Messenger RNA from Jaminaea rosea, 1185 nucleotides. RefSeq lists its product as hypothetical. The record is from RefSeq and is a predicted model, not a curated record. Bases 353 to 1102 code for a protein of 249 amino acids. NCBI's taxonomy places the organism in Eukaryota, Fungi, Basidiomycota, Exobasidiomycetes, Microstromatales. The transcript has 2 exons.